AGUCAUAGGAUUAUCAGCUGGAUCGGAUCAAAUAUUUUUAGGGUUUAGAACGACAGCCAAAAUAAAACUCAAACGAAAGUGCUGCCUAAUUUCUUUAGCCGUCUCUCUCUCUAUCUCUCUGCGUGUUCGGCAUACUUCUUUGGCUCAAUUACUGGAUUCCCCUUCGGCAAAUUUCGAAUCAGGCGAAUCUUUCCUUACCUUUGAGUAUUACGCUGUUUCUUUUUCUUUGGCAUGUGUUUUGUGUUGAUGGUCUAGCAUGUCUAAUGAUCUGGCAUCGCAAUCGCUUUCUAUGGCAAGCAACCAAAUGGGUCAGCUGGAACCCAUUUCAAACAAAUUGGACUCAUCCGUGCAAAUGGGAGUAAUGGGAUCUGGUACCAGUAGUUCACUGCAGCAGGUUUCAGUAACAGACAUGCAAGUUGGACCAGUGGGACAAGGUUACAGUGUUUCUGCAUCUCAACAAAUGCCAGUUUCAAAUAUGCAAAUGGGGAUGUUGUUGCCUAUGUCAAACAAUCCUGGGUCUGGAAUAUUGCCAGUGUCAGACCAACGGACCUUUAAAAUGGAACCCCAAGCAUAUAAUCUUGUGCAGCAGCAGUUUUUUCUGCCAAACAAGCAAAUGGGUGGGCUUGGAACAAUGCCAAAUAAUUUGGCUUCACAGCCGUUGCCAUCGUUGAACAAGAGAAAAGCAUCAAUGGAGCCAGUUUCCAAUAAUUCUGUGCCACAGAAGUUAUUAAUGUCUAAUAAGCGGAUUUCGCAACUGGGACAUAGGCCAUGGUUGCAGCAAACAUCUGGACCCGAUAGAAGAGUUGUACAGCCGAUGCAAUUUAUGCCUAACUCUGCAGGAUCACAGACUUUGCCAUCUCUAAACAAAAAAGUAGUACCAAAGGAAUCUGUUGCUAGUAAACCUGGGCCUCGAAAGCAAUCCAUUUCAAAAAGUCAAAAUACACCUUUACAAACAUUGCCAAAGGCAAGAACCGAGUCAUUUGAAUCUGUAAGGUCAAAGAUGAGGGAAUCAUUAGCAUCUGCACUGGCUUUGGUUUCUCAGUGGCAAGAUAAAUCAUUGAAGGAGGAUAAGAAUGGUCAGAGUGAAACUGAAAAUAUCCUGAGAAAUACUGAAGAAAAAUCUCAAACUUUUGGAUCUGCAUCUACCACUUCAGUUGCUGUUGACCCUGUAUCUGAAGAGCGCAAGGAAACACUACCUUCUCAAGAAGAUUCUUCUAAUACUAUCUGUCUUGAUAACCAAAAUGCAUCUCAGGGUUACUUUACUAAUGAAAAUAUCACUAAUAGCUCACAGAUUUCAAAACCCAAUGGGCAAGAAUUUCAAUAUGGUAAUUUUUUGCCUGACGAGGAUGUUCCAUUUAGUGACAACUUUUUUGUCAGAGAUGAACUUUUGCAGGGAAAUGGGCUCUCUUGGGUUUUGGAACCAAUAGAGGUUACAGUCACGGAUGUUUCAGCUUUAGUAAACCAAGAAUCAGGAAAUGAGCAAGUAGGUGGUGAUAGAGAUGGGGGUGAACAACAGUCAGAUCAAUCUCCCGAAAUUUUGGCUUUUAAAAUUGAAGCUGAACUUUUUAAACUAUUUGAAGGUGUGAAUAAGAAGUAUAAAGAGAAGGGCAGAUCUCUUCUAUUCAAUUUAAAGGAUCCUAAUAAUCCCGACCUGAGGGAAAGAGUUAUGACUGGAGAGAUUCCCCCGGAACGUUUAUGUGCUAUGUCAGCAGAGGAACUUGCUUCAAAGGAGCUUUCACAGUGGCGGAUGGCAAAAGCAGAAGAGUUGGCUCAAAUGGUGGUUUUGCCUGAUGAUGUUGAUACUAGGCGGUUGGUGAAGAAAACUCAUAAGGGUGAGGUCCAAGUCGAAGUUGAACAAGUUGAUGCUGCUUCUGCUGAUGUAUCUGUUGGGGCAAGCUCACUUGCUCAAGUUUCAUCAAAAACCAACAAGAAAAAAGCCUCUUCUCCUUCUAAACCUUUUGGGAUGAAAGAUGAAUCAAAUAUAGCAGUGCCUGACAGAAAGAGUAAUCUUGAAGGGCAGGAAGGUCCAGGCUACAUUGCUAGCCCAUCAAAUGAGGGGACUGAUUUGAUGGAAGGCCUUAUGGUAGAUAAUGAAUUGAAGGAUGCUGAAUUUCUUCCUCCUAUCGUUUCUCUUGAUGAAUUUAUGGAAUCACUUAACAAGGAACCACCAUUUGAAAAUUUUCCUGUGGAUGCUGAGAAAUCAACUGGCACAUCGGACAGGGAUGACUCAGAAUUUGGUUCUGAAUCAAAGUCUCCUCUUCAAACUCCAGCAGAUCCUGUUGAUAGUAAGCCAGCUAAACCUGACAGUGUUGAUUUAAAAAUUACUGAAUCAGAGGCUGAUGCAAAGCCUAGUGACAGCCCUGUAAAAUCAGAAGCUGCACCUUCUAGUUUUGUACCCAAGGGUGAGCUUGUGUGGGAUGGCUUACUUCAGCUGAAUAUCUCAGCGAUGGCCUCAGUUGUAGGCAUCUUUAAAAGCGGUGAAAAAACUUCUGGGAAGGAUUGGGCCAACCUCCUUGAGAUCAAGGGGAGAGUUAAACUUGAAGCAUUUGAGAAAUUCCUCCAACAGCUUCCAAUGUCAAGGAGUCGGGCUGUCAUGAUCCUUCACUUUGUAGGGAAGGAAGCUUCCCCGAAAAACGAACAUGCAAGUCUCUCUGAGGUGGCUGAUUCUUAUGUUUUGGAUGGGAGAGUAGGUUAUGCUGAGGCUGCCCCUGGAAUUGAGCUGUAUUUUUGUCCACCGCACACUAAAACCCGUGAAAUGCUCAGCAAAAUCCUCCCCAACGACCAACUUGAGGCACUUAAUGCUAUUGAUAAUGGUCUAAUUGGCGUUGUUGUAUGGAGAAAACCACAAUUAACUUCAACAGUAUCACCCAACUCUGCUGCUUCACACCAUAAGCACACCUCUAAGAAACAACACUUGAGUUCUAGGAGGCACCAAGAUAAGAAUACAAACAUGAAUGUGAAUCUCUCACCAAAACCUUCUAUCUCUCAGGGUAGACCGCCUCCCGUCUAUGAUGGAUCCACCCAAGAUGAUGAUGAUGAUGAUGUUCCACCCGGCUUUGGUCCUCUGUCUGGUGGGCGAGAUGACGAUGACCUUCCUGAGUUUAACUUUUCCAGUGGUUCUACUGUAAAUCCUCAGGGUGUUGGGGUGACACAUUUUCACCCACAUCCCCUCACCCCUUCACGACCUGUGGAUCAAAUGAGGGAGCUUAUACAAAAAUAUGGCCAACCCCAGGGUUCUCCCUCUUUAGACAGAAGAGUUGGAAUUCCGGCAUGGAAUAAUGAUGAUGACGAUGACAUUCCAGAGUGGCAGCCACAGGCUCCACAAAACCGGCCUUCUCACCACCACCCAACACAUGUCUAUCAGCAAACCAACGUCGAUAAUCAACAAGUGCAUCAACUAUUCCGGCAGCCGAAUGUGCCCCAAAUGAAUGUAAUGCAAUCUCAAAAAAAUGCUUCCCAUUUUUGGACGCAUGGUCAAUACGUGGUUCCACCACCAGCGGCCAAGCCUCCUGUCUGUCAACCUAGUAGUGGGGUGCAAUUAUAUGGAGCCGGGCAGCGGGGGUUGCCCUGGCAGGAAGAUUCUCCCAAGAGUAGGGGCUUUUGAAUAAUUUCCUGUGUAAAUUUUAAUUUUGGUUUAUGUUAAUUUUGUAGUGGAAAUGUAGUCCUUUUAGUUUUAUAGCAAUCUUUAAACCAGUUUCUUGAUCA
This is a messenger RNA of Mangifera indica (mango), 3705 nucleotides long. RefSeq lists its product as uncharacterized. The transcript is spliced from 6 exons. Gene Ontology annotation, biological process: DNA-templated transcription. NCBI's taxonomy places the organism in Eukaryota, Viridiplantae, Streptophyta, Magnoliopsida, Sapindales, Anacardiaceae. Gene Ontology annotation, cellular component: nucleus. The record is from RefSeq and is a predicted model, not a curated record. The coding region runs from base 257 to 3604 and encodes 1115 amino acids.